Molecule: messenger RNA, 756 nt
Organism: Fusarium vanettenii 77-13-4
Lineage: Eukaryota; Fungi; Ascomycota; Sordariomycetes; Hypocreales; Nectriaceae
Exons: 4
Molecular function (GO): oxidoreductase activity
Source: RefSeq, a predicted model, not a curated record
CUCACCAACAAAGUCGGCAUCGUCACCGGUGCUGGAUCGCCUUUUGGCAUCGGGCGAUCGCUUGUCAUGUCUCUUGCCCUAGCGGGAGCCAAGGCCGUGUAUGCCACCGACCUGACACUGGUCAAUAUCCCUUCUCUGCAGCAGGAAGUUAAGGACGCUGGCUCCUCGUGUCAGGUUCACGGAGCCAUCCUUGAUGUCACAUCCGAGGACCAGACCGUCUCUGUGCUGAAGAAGAUUAUUGCCAUGUAUGGACGACUGGAUUUUUUCUUUGCCAAUGCAGGAUUUGGUAACUACAAGACACUGGAGGAUACAGAUGCCAAGUACUACGAUUUUGCCAUCAACGUCAUGCAAAGAUCUUUCUUCCUGGCUCUUAAAUAUGGUGGCAAUGCCAUGUGCAACACUUCUGACGAAAAGCCCCGUCCCUCCGGCUCUAUUAUUGUCACAAGCUCUAUGGCUGGAGUUUCUGGAGCCAUUUCAGACAUUUCAUACUCUACCGCCAAGGCUGCUGUUGCUGGCAUGCUCAAGUCUGCCUCGGUUCAGCUCUCAGCCUCGCACAUUCGUGUCAACUCGAUCGCUCCUGGCUUCGUCAAGUCGAGUAUCGCUGAAGUGUUUGACAGUGUUCUGGGCCGCCACGCAGAGGAGAAGUACUACUACAACCGUAUUCCCGAACCCAUCGAGAUCGCCAACAUUGGUGUCUUUCUUGCGUCGGACUUGUCAGCCUCUGUCAACGCCCAAAAUAUCGUGGCUGACAGUGGA